Molecule: messenger RNA, 1233 nt
Organism: Dovyalis caffra
Lineage: Eukaryota; Viridiplantae; Streptophyta; Magnoliopsida; Malpighiales; Salicaceae
Source: the annotation of a GenBank genome assembly
AUGAAUCCGGUUCCUUUUCAUGUGACUCCUGUUGCACCACCUCCUCCUUGGUUCCCGAUGUUACCCCCUAAUCCACCGCAGUCGACUCCUUUUUGGGACACAAAAAAUGCUCAUGAUCGGCUGAAAGAGUUACAAGACACUUUGAAUCUAGCUACAGCAAUGCAGAAAGAACUUGAGAUGUUGAUGGCAAUGAAAGGUGAUGAAGGGUCUGUGGAAAAUGGGAAAAGGGAGUCUGCUGACCCUUAUGCUGAUGGGUUUUACAAGUAUUUGGAAGACAGGAAAAUUUAUUUGGAAACACAGGAAUCACUUUCAGUAAAUGCUGCAAACACAUUGAUGUCAAGAUUAAGAGCUCAAUUAGAGCCAUUUAGAGUUAUUGUAGAUGCUGCCACUCCAUGGGAAGAGAAAUCAGCAGCAGCUAGGUUGUCUAAUAAAAUAUUGAAGUCCAAGCGUAAUAAACUUUGGAGGAAGAGGAAGAGAAAACGUGCUGCAGAAAUUCAGGCAAAGGAGCAUGAACAAUUUAAUCAAGCUGAUCGUGAAGCUGAUGAGUGGAGGGCUAGGGAGAUCUCAAAAGAUGCUGCACAACUCAAGGUGGAAACGAUGAAAGAAAUUGCAAAGGUUAAAGAAAAAGAAGAGAGGAAGAGGCUAGAAUCUGAGCUUGAGUUGGUAUUGGUUGUGGAGAAGUUGAAAGAAUUGCGUUCCAUCAGGAUUCAAAAAUUGAAGAAACAAGGACAUUUUCUCCCAGAGGAGGAUGACAAGUUUCUUGAGAGAGUUCGAGCUGCUGUUGAGGAAGAAGAGCGCCAAGCAAUGGCUGCAGCUGAAACAGAUGCUGCCAAGGAUGCCAUUGCAACUGCUGAGGAAUCUAGGAAAACAAUCCAGAGUGGUGGACUGCACUCAAAAGAUGCAAGUGAUUAUAAAGAUGGAAUGAAGGAAAGUAAUGAUGAAAUAAAUGAGAGCAAGGACAAUUUAGGCUCUGGUACAGUCCCUGGUCCAUCCGAAGAAAAAGGAUCUAAAGGUCAAAUUUAUGGUGGAGCAUAUGAUUCCAUAGCAAAUUUACCAAUUGAAUUCUACCACUAUUAUCAUGGUAGCAAUAAUGAUAUGGGGACACUUAUUGAGGUCAGAAGAACAUGGGAUGCGUAUAUAAGACCAGGAGGAAGCUGCAUACCAGGGCACUGGGUUCAGGCACCACCUCCGGCAGAUGGUAUAUGGGCAUCCUACCUCGUUAGGCCUAAAUGA